GCCGAGUGCUGCUCUCAACGGCGGCGCACGAUCCGAGGACGUUACGACGGAUGUGAAGCAGGAGAUCUCGAACAAGAUAGGACAACAGGUGCAGACCCUGUUGCUUCAAGCAAAGAAAGAGUCUGAGCAGAAGGUGACGGCUGAGCUGAAGCUCCUGCACCAUGCCAUGCAGGAGAUGGAUUCUCGACUCGACGGCCUCGUUAAGCAGCUGGACGAUAUGCAGGUGCAGCCGAAUCAGGAGGCCCUGGAGCAAGCAGCAGUGGUGCAGGCCCUGGCGAAGGUUGAGCAGCAGUGGGGCAAGGAACUUGGUAAGCUCAAGGGGGAGCUGCACCAGACGAUCUUUGCGCACAACCACAAUGCCGAUCUUAUGAAAUAUCAGAAGGAGACUCUGGACAAGAUACGGCAGGAGAUAGACUCGCGAAACAAUUCCAACCCGGACAAGAUCAGGGCGGCCAAGGCUCAGGUGGCAAAGAUCGAGACCACGUCCAAGGUCGUUGGCCCAAGGAUAGCCACAUGCGAGGGCGAGGUGGAACAGUCAAUCUUUGCAUGUGCCUUCAUGGCGGAUGGCCAGCACCUGGCGCAGUCCCGCUAUGCAGAGGAGAUCUCGCCAGACCAGCCGGAGGUUAAGCUGACCUGGCGCCCCAGAGACGAUUUUGAAACAGCCGAAGGCUUCAUAAUCCACUCCUCGAAGUUCCUGGCUUCGCAGUGGCUGAGGUGGCUGCAAGACGGUAAGCUCUCAGAGGUGGCAGAGAAGUUUGAUCCCGACGUUCGGAAGGUUUUGCUGUCUGAGUCGGCAGCCAAGGAGGCCUGCCAGCAGGUUCGGAGAUUCUGCGAGCGGCUUGACGAUCGUGUUCCCGUGGAGCUCUCGCAACCCCUCGAGGACUUCUGUGGCUGCAUCGGGUCAAGAGAGUAUGUCCGGGCCAACAAGGCGUAUAUGGACAUCGUGAUGGGCUCGAGGAAGUGGCAAGGAGACGUCCCGUACCUUGUUGAGGGCAAUCGCAAUGGUCCAUCGGUGGUGCAAAAUGUGGCCGAGCGGCUGAACAAGACGAACGCAAACCCACUUGACCAAGCUGGGAUCCGCGACCACGCAGUAGUUCUGCGGAGACUGCUCAAAGUCGCACAGGCAGUGCUGCCCAACGAGGAUCCAUCCAAAAACUGUGGUUGA
Symbiodinium necroappetens is the source of this 1165-nucleotide messenger RNA. Lineage: Eukaryota; Dinophyceae; Suessiales; Symbiodiniaceae. The record is from the annotation of a GenBank genome assembly.